Messenger RNA from Miscanthus lutarioriparius, 882 nucleotides. The record is from the annotation of a GenBank genome assembly. Lineage: Eukaryota; Viridiplantae; Streptophyta; Magnoliopsida; Poales; Poaceae.
AUGAGCUUCCUCGCUCCGCCGCCGCCGUCGCUCAAGGCAGCCGCGGGCGUUCCGGCGGCCGGAAUCGGCAUCCCGUGGCCGCGGCAGCGAUUGGAUGGUCGCCGUUUGCGAGCAGCCCCAGCAGGUCUUCCUCGACUGGCAUCAGUGCAAAGCGUGGUGCUGGACAUCGAGGGCACGACGAGCCCCAUCUCGUUCGUGACGGACGUGCUCUUCCCCUACGCCCGCGACAACGUCCGCAAGCACCUGGACGCCACCUACGGCACCCACGAGACCAACGACGACAUCGCCCUGCUGCGCGCUCAGGUCGAGCAGGACCUAGCCGAGGGCGUCGCCGGCGCCGUCCCGGUUCCGCCGGACGAGGCUGGAAAGGACAGCGUCAUCGACGCUCUGGUCGCCAACGUGGAGGCCAUGAUCAAGGCGGAUAGGAAAAUAACCUCACUGAAGCAAUUGCAGGGCCACAUCUGGAGGACUGGGUUCGAGGGCCAAGAAAUCAAGGGAGUGGUGUUCGAUGACGUGCCACCAGUUCUCGAGAAGUGGCACGCGAGCGGCAUCAAGACGUACAUAUAUUCCAGUGGUAGCAGAGAAGCCCAGAGGCUUAUUUUCGGGAACACUACCUACGGCGACCUUAGAAAGCACCUGUGUGGAUUUUUUGACACGACAAUUGGAACCAAGAGAGAAGCUCGCAGCUACUACGAAAUCUGGCAGUCCGUUGGGGUAGAUCGGCCGUCUCAGAUAUUGUUCUUGACAGAUGUGUAUCAAGAAGCCACAGCAGCACAGGCCGCAGGCCUUGAGGUACUAAUAUCUAUCAGACCUGGAAAUGCGCCACUCCCUGAAAACCAUGGGUUUGAGACAAUCAAGUCAUUUGCUGAAAUCUUGACAUGA